Molecule: messenger RNA, 4931 nt
Organism: Megalobrama amblycephala (Wuchang bream)
Lineage: Eukaryota; Metazoa; Chordata; Actinopteri; Cypriniformes; Xenocyprididae
Gene: sec31a
Product: SEC31 homolog A, COPII coat complex component
Exons: 28
Coding region: 141-3962 (1273 amino acids)
Biological process (GO): COPII-coated vesicle cargo loading; intracellular protein transport; endoplasmic reticulum to Golgi vesicle-mediated transport
Cellular component (GO): endoplasmic reticulum exit site; COPII vesicle coat
Molecular function (GO): protein binding; structural molecule activity
Source: RefSeq, a predicted model, not a curated record
GUCCAUCUGCUGCCGGGGCAAAUCUCACACAGCACACAAACCCACGGGUUUAUACAAUUAUUCUGCUAAUUCGCUUAACGCUUGUGUUUGUGCGUGGAUGAAUCUGUGUGUGUGACCGCUGGAAGCACGACAACUGAAGGAUGAAGCUUAAAGAAAUCAACCGAACAGCUAUCCAGGCCUGGAGUCCAGCGCAGCAACACCCUAUCUAUCUGGCUGCAGGAACCUCGGCCCAGCAGCUCGAUGCCACCUUCAGCACCAGUGCAUCGCUGGAGAUCUUUGAACUGGACCUGGCUGAUCCCAGUUUAGCCAUGAAGUCAUGUGGGUCUUUCUCCUCUCCACACAGAUACCACAAACUAGUCUGGGGUCCACAGGGCAUUGAAGACCAGGGUUUUCCAUCAGGCGUUCUCAUUGCUGGAGGGGAGAAUGGCAACAUCAUCCUCUAUGACGCCUCCAAAAUCAUUGCUGGAGAUAGUGAAGUGAUAAUUUCCGAGAGCGAGAAACAUACAGGGCCAGUAAGAGCCCUCGAUGUCAACUCGUUUCAGCCAAACCUUGUGGCCUCUGGGGGAAAUGAGUCAGAAAUCUACAUUUGGGAUUUGAACAACUUUAGCUCCCCAAUGACGCCAGGACCCAAAACACAGCCCCUGGAGGACAUCAGCUGUGUUGCGUGGAACAAACAGGUGCAGCACAUCCUGGCCUCGGCCAGCCCCAGCGGAAAAGCUUCGGUCUGGGAUCUGAGAAAGAACGACUUGAUCAUUAAAGUCAGCGACCACAGCAACAGGAUGCAUUGCUCUGGUCUGGCCUGGAACCCAGAGGUGGCGACUCAGUUGGUUCUGGCUUCUGAAGAUGACCGAAUGCCUGUCAUCCAAAUGUGGGACCUGCGCUUUGCCACCUCGCCUCUUAAAGUGCUGGAGAACCACACAAGAGGUAUUUUGUCCAUAGCGUGGAGUGUAGCAGAUCCAGAGCUGCUCCUGAGCUGUGGGAAAGAUAACAGGAUCCUGUGCUGGAACCCCAACACGGCUGAGGUCCUGUAUGAGCUGCCCACCAGUGCGCAGUGGUGUUUUGAUAUCCAGUGGUGCCCGAGAAACCCAGCUGUUCUCUCUGCUGCUGCCUUCGAUGGCCAUAUCAGCAUCUACUCCAUUAUGGGUGGAAGCAAUGAUAAUGCCAUUAAUUUACAGGCUGAUCAGUUAAGUAGCUCAUUUGGAAAUAUGGAUCCUUUUGGUACGGGGAAGACGCUGCCACCUUUACAACUGCCGCAGCCCACCUCCUCGCAGAGCACCAUCACUCCUCUGAAGAAACCCCCCAAAUGGAUUCGUAGACCUGUUGGAGCAUCUUUUGCUUUUGGUGGAAAACUAGUCACUUUGGACAACAAGCCACCGGCCCAACAGCCCCAGCAGACUUCUGCCCAUGUUGUGCAUGUCAGUCAGGUUGUGACAGAAACAGAUUUCAUUGAUCGAUCAAACCAACUUCAGGCGACACUCAAUGCAGGAAAUUUCCUUGAGUACUGCCAAACCAAGAUUGAAGCUGCUCAGAAUGAAUUUGAGAAAACCAUUUGGUCUUUUCUGAAGGUAAACUUUGAAGAAGAUGCACGUGGCAAAUAUUUGGAACUUUUGGGAUACAAAAAGGAAGAGCUCGCCCUAAAGAUUGCAUCAGCGAUAGAAGGAAAUUGCAAAUCUGAUGUGGCCGAUGUGGCCAAUGUGGUUGAAGAGAAAAGCCUUGUAGAGGAAGAAGCAGAACCUCCUGCCACAGACACACCUGACCUAGAUGAGAUUCCUGUUGAUGAUGAAGAGCCUGUUAUUGAGGAGACAUCCAACAUAGAAGUUACUCCAGCUCUAACCUCCGAUGACAUUGACCUUAAAGUUAACCAGGAUAUUGAUGGGCUGAUCACCCAAGCACUGCUCACUGGAGAUUACGAAGCUGCUGUUAAUCUCUGUCUCCAUGACAACCGAAUGGCUGACGGCAUCAUCCUUGCUAUUGCUGGUGGUCCUGAGCUUCUGGAAAAGACUCAGAAGAAAUACUUCACCAAAACUCAGAGCAAAAUUUCCAAGCUCAUUAGUGCCGUGGUGAUGAAGGACUGGUUGGAAAUUUUGGAGACAUGUGACCUCCAGAACUGGAAGGAAGCUUUAGCUGCAGUAAUGACUUACGCCAAGCCAGAGGAGUUCUCGUCACUAUGUGGUUUGCUGGGCUCCAGGCUGGAGGCUUCUGAGGACGUGGCGCUGCAGGCUCAGGCCUGUCUCUGUUACAUCUGCGCAGGCACAGUAGAGCAGCUUGUCGCCUACUGGGCCAAAGCUCAGGACUCCUACAGCCCAUUGUCACUGCAGGAGCUGGUUGAGAAGGUGGUGGUCCUGCAGAGAGCUGUGGUGAAGGCUCAGGGUGGUGUUUCCCCUGAUAUGGGUGUGCUGCUGGCAGAGAAAAUGAAUCAAUAUGCCAGUCUGCUGGCAUCUCAGGGCAGCUUACAGACUGCCAUAUCCUACCUGCCCACCAACACUGAGCAGGUUGCUGUGCAGCAGUUGCGAGAUCGUUUGAGCAGAGCUCUGGGGCAUCAGCAGCAGCAGCAGCAGCAGCAGCAGCCUGUAGCCGCGGCGACUGGAAGGCAGAACAUGCACCAAACGGUUCCUGCUGCUGCACCCGUGCAAACAUACACACAACCUCAACCUCCACAGGGCCCCUCACAGCCUGCUGUGCCUCCUCAGUAUUACCAGCAGGGUAGAUCUGCCACUACUGUCACGUCCUGGAGUAACCAAACCCCAACAGCUCUGCCCAGUGUCCCUCACCAGCUAGUGCCUGCCGCAGACCCGCAGGCCGAGUCCACGCCUCCAGCCUUUGGCCUUCAGUCUCCAAUGACUGCAUUCGUACCUUCCUCCACUCCAUCCAUGUACUCUCAGCAAUACCAGAACUACCCCCCUGUUCAGCAGUUCACCCCUGCUGCCGGGACACCCGGCAUCUAUCAACCUGUACCCUACUCUUCCUCUAUGGCCUCUCCUCUUCCUCCUCCACCUUCAUCCUCUGCUGCUGCUGUCUAUCCGCCACAGUUCAUGCAUCCUGCCUCCUCUCAGCCAGCACCACCUCCUAUGGUUUCUGGGCCUCCUCAGGGAGGUCAACCUUUCUCUCCUCCACCUCUGUCUUCUGGAGUGUCUUUCCAGCAUGGUGGGCCUGGGUCGCCCACAGCUUAUCUUCCUCCUCCAGUAGCCAGAGCUCCAGGUACUCAGAAUGAACCCGCACUGAUUCCUGCCUCCCAGAGAACAGGAGGAUUAAACCAAGACUCAGACUGGUCUUUGGAAGGACCUCAGAAUGGCUGGAACGAUCCCCCCACACUCAACAGAGCACCCAAAAAGAAGAAGAUUCCAGACAACUUCACUCCACCAGCACCCAUUACAGCACCCAUUAUGACCCCUCUAGGGGAACCACAGGUCCCUGCUGCCCCAAGUAUGCAGACCCUUCAAUCGCAACAACAGGUUCCAGAUCAGCAUGUGGGCCCAACAACCUUCACCCCCAUCCAACAGCAGCCACUGGGACCCCCAAGCAGAAAUCCCAACAUGCCUCAGGUUAACAUGGAAGGUGCACCAGGAGCACCAAUUGGAGAUGUCAUAAAGCUACAUCAGUCCAUACCCACUGAGAAGAUCACCAAGAAGCCAAUCCCUGAGGAACACAUGGUCCUGAAGACCACAUUUGAGGGACUGAUCCAGAAAUGCUUGGCUGCAGCUUCAGACCCGCAAACCAAGAGGAAGUUGGAUGAUGCUCAUAAGAGACUUGAGUAUCUCUAUGACAAGCUGAGAGAACAAACACUAUCUCCAGCUAUUGUAGGUGGACUUCACAAUAUGGCCCGCAGCAUCGAGUGCCGCAGCUACACCGACGGACUCAACAUUCACACGCACAUCGUUAGCAACAGCAACUUCAGUGAGACAUCUGCCUUCAUGCCAGUCCUGAAGGUGGUGCUGACGCAGGCCAACAAACUGGGUGUUUGAUGUCCGCUGUCUCAAUGUGCGCACACAAACCAACAAGUAUUCUCAAAAAACCCUCAAGCCAUCAUUCCGCAAGGACCAGUUGUGCAUAUAUUUUGCCAGUUUUAACAGAUUUGGUUUACAGUCACGUUUUGUUUAUUUGUUUAUUCUUUUGUCUUCUGAAUAUUCUUCGUUUCAUGUAUUUUAAUGUUGUUAUUACAUAUUUGUAAUCAUGACAGAGCAGAGUGCAAUAGGGCUUUCCCCUUUUAUGUCUCGAGUUUUAAUGGUAAUUUAGCUUCAUAAAAUGAAAUGCGUUUUAUGCUUUAAGUGAAGAGUAGUCUAAGCAGCAAGCUAAUUGUUUCCAGUGCACCGUGCAUUAUUCUUUAGUCACACCAUUCAUUUGGCAUUAUUAUUAUUAUUUUAUCUUCCAUUUUUGAUUAUCACGAUUAUCUCAGCUCCUCUCCAUUACAAUUUAUUUUCUGGAAAUCUUCUCUGAUAUGAUUUAUGGCAUUUCUGCAGAUGAAGCUUGGAUAUGUCAACAAAGUAACAUGGUAAAAUAUUUGCAAUUAAUUUUUAUUGAUUCAGUGUGGCACUCGUACAAUUGGAAAUUUAGAAUUAAAUUUUGAUUCAUAUUUGUGCCAUAAUAAUGCUGCCUGUCUUUAUUGUGCGUCACUACGUUUCAAACAUCUUUUCAGAUAAUGGAUCCUACUUCUGAUACAAAGGAGCAAAAGAAACAGGAUUGAUGUGUAGAAAAGAAAAAAGGUCAGGCUACAGUAAAGGGGAAUAUUAUUUUUAUAAUCUUUUCUUUUUUUAAAUCACAGUCUCAGCUAGCUGUCAUUCUGCAGUUUUACAUAUAGCUGCACAAAAGUUUUAGAGGCUUGCUCUAAAAUGUUGGGGUUUUUAAUGAAAUCUAUGUACUGUCUCAAUAAUUGAGGUUGUACUGUAAAUCUGAUGACACUUUUGCUGUUUUAUUAAAAACAAAUUGAGACCGCU